Molecule: messenger RNA, 330 nt
Organism: Branchiostoma floridae (Florida lancelet)
Lineage: Eukaryota; Metazoa; Chordata; Leptocardii; Amphioxiformes; Branchiostomatidae
Product: polycystin-2-like
Exons: 3
Coding region: 4-330 (108 amino acids)
Biological process (GO): detection of mechanical stimulus
Cellular component (GO): membrane
Molecular function (GO): calcium channel activity
Source: RefSeq, a predicted model, not a curated record
GAGAUGAUGUUUGCGAUCCUCCUCGGUGACGUGGACCUGACCUGGGUGCUGAAGGCGAGUCCGCUGAGCUGUGUGUUCCUGCUGACCUUCAUCCUGACACUGGUGCUGGUUAUGGUCAACAUGUUCCUGGCUAUACUCGUGGACUCUAUCAAACACGUCAAGGAUGAUGUAAGAAGGCUGAGGAAGGAGAAUGAACUGACAGACUUCAUGAUCCAUCGUCUCAAGACAAUGUUCAGGGUGACGGAUAAGACGUCACCUCCAUCUAGCAAGAUCACAACUUCACAACCGAAGCCUGACCGUCCACCCAUUCCCAACACUCGUGAGGGGUAA